Molecule: messenger RNA, 3099 nt
Organism: Perognathus longimembris pacificus (Pacific pocket mouse)
Lineage: Eukaryota; Metazoa; Chordata; Mammalia; Rodentia; Heteromyidae
Gene: Iffo2
Product: intermediate filament family orphan 2
Exons: 9
Coding region: 79-1638 (519 amino acids)
Source: RefSeq, a predicted model, not a curated record
CCGCGCCGGGAGCCCUGCUCGGAGCUGGAGCCGCAUCUGGAGCCGCGGGCCCGAGGCCCUGAGCCACGCAGCCGGCGCAUGGUGAACUCGCUGCUGUUCGGGGAGAUGGCCUUGGCCUUCGGCUGCCCGCCGGGCGGCGGCGGGGGCUGCCCGGGCGGCGGCGGGGGCGGCGGCGGCGGGGGCGGCGGGCCCGGGCCCGGGCCGGGGCCGUCGCCGGUGACGGCGGCGCUGCGGGACGACCUGGGAUCCAACAUCCACCUCCUGAAGGGGCUCAACGUGCGCUUCCGCUGCUUCCUGGCCAAGGUGCACGAGCUGGAGCGGCGCAACCGGCUGCUGGAGAAGCAGCUGGAGCAGCAGCAGAGCGAGCGCGAGCGGCGGCUGCGCUACAAGACCUUCUCCCGGGAGCAGGCCGUGCAGACCGGGCCCGAGCUGCUGCGGCCGGCGGCGGCCGGCGGCUGCGGCCCGGCGCCGGGCGCCAACGCCAACGCCAACACCGUGGCCCUGGGCGGCCUGCCCCCGGGCGGCGGCUCGCACCCGCAGCACUACGGCCGCCUGCCCGGGACCAUCUGGAGCUACACGCAGGUGCGGCGCACGGGCGGCGGCGGCGUGGAGACGGUGCAGGGCCCCGGCGUGUCGUGGGUGCACCCCGACGGCGUGGGCGUGCAGAUCGACACCAUCACCCCCGAGAUCCGCGCGCUCUACAACGUGCUGGCCAAGGUGAAGCGCGAGCGCGACGAGUACAAGCGGAGGUGGGAGGAGGAGCUUGCCAAGUGCAUGAACCUUCAGACCAUGGUGGACACCCUGCAGGAGGCAGCACAGGAAGCCGAAGCUAUCCAGGAGGAGAUGAAUGAGAAGAUCGAGCGGCUCAAGGCUGAGCUAGUGGUGUUCAAGGGGCUCAUGAGUGACCCCAUGACAGACCUGGACACAAAGAUCCAAGAAAAGGCCAUGAAGGUGGACAUGGACAUCUGCCGCCGAAUCGAUAUUACGGCCAAGCUGUGCGAUGUCGCACAGCAGCGGAACUCGGAAGACGUGUCCAAGAUCUUCCAGGUGGUCCCCAAAAAGAAAGAGCGUAAAGUGGCUUCAGAUGAUGACAUCUCCGAGCAGGACGGGGAGGUGAACCGGUUCUCGGAUGAUGAGGUCGGCUCCAUGAACAUCACAGAUGAGAUGAAACGCAUGUUCAACCAGCUGCGGGAGACCUUUGAUUUUGAUGAUGACUGUGACAGCCUGACGUGGGAAGAGAAUGAAGACACGCUUCUGCUCUGGGAGGAUUUCACCAACUGUAACCCGACCAUCGAUCUGCAGGGCGAGCAAGAGGAAAACCUGGGCAACCUGAUUCACGAGACUGAGUCCUUCUUCAAGACGAGAGACAAGGAGUACCAAGAAACCAUAGGCCAAAUUGAGCUGGAGCUGGCCACAGCCAAGAGUGACAUGAACCGGCACCUGCAUGAGUACAUGGAGAUGUGCAGCAUGAAGAGGGGCCUGGAUGUGCAGAUGGAGACCUGCCGCCGGCUCAUCAAAGGCUCUGCGGACAGGAAUUCACCGUCCCCCAGCUCUGUGGCCAGCAGUGACUCAGGAAGUACAGAUGAGAUCCAAGAUGAGUUGGAGCGGGAGGCGGAUGUGGAGCCCAUGGUCAGCUGAUGACGGAGGCCCCACACAUUUGGUGAUGGGGCUGUGAGGGCUCCUGGGCGUGGGCUCCAGCCUUCACCACACAGACUGUCCUCUGUCCUCCCUCCUCUGGAGGCCCCAAGGGACCGCUGCUUCCUUCCUUCUUCACCUCUCACCACCCACCACCCACCAAUGCCCCUUCUCCGUCCACUCACCCACUCACCCACCCACGGAAUGGUGCUGUCAAUUUAUAUUGUUCUCCACAUUACAAAUGCAGACUUCUGUGCGACAAUGCCUGUCACUGUGCCUUCUCCCUUAAGCUGAGCCACUUUGAGCUCCAAAGAAUUAUUCCUAGCAGGUGUUUUUAUACAAAAUUCUAUGUGAGGGGGGGCCUGGGGGGCGUGGCAUCAUAUAGUUUUCUACCCUCCCACCUGCUCCUCUGAUUGGCCAUGAGCUUUGCCCUCCCUUCCUCUGAUUGGCUCUGUGCUGGAGAUGAUCUGAUUUCCUUAGGAACUGUUUGCUUGCCUGCCUGCUCACCAAAGAGAAAGGUGGAAGGAGGGGAGGGAAGACCAAUUUUUCUUUUUCUUUUUUGGAUCUAGUGGCGAAGUAGAGGGACAAGGCACUGUGAGGGGAAGGUGGAGCCUCACUGUGUUUUAACUACUAUGCAAAAAAAAAACAAAACAAAAACAAACAACCCCCCCCCAAAAAAAACUAAACUAAAAGCAGCUUGCCUUAUACCAUUGUGGAAGGCAGCCUCUCUCCUAGACUCCUGGUGUCCCCUAGAGCUGGGAGGGUGGCUGAAGUUGGGGCAUCUCUCUCACAGCCCUAAGGGUGAGAAGUGGCUGGGGUGGGAGUCUGCCCAGCUCACGUGACUGCUUGCUUUCUUGGGGACCUCUGUGGGGGUGGAUUUGGGCUGAGAGGGUCUUUUAUUGUCCUGUUGACUUGAGGUUCUCCCUUCCCUCUCCAGCCACAGUUAUACAACUGUUAUUUCUCUGUGAGAAAAUCCGAAGGGGCCAGGCCUGGGACCCAUCCUGUCCAUGGUGGAGCUGGGUUAGUUCUAGUCCACCGCCAUCUUGUUUUUCCACUGUCCCCAAGUUGCCUGCUGCUUGGCCACUGGCAAGGAGGGGGCAUGUGGAGGGGAAACUGGGGGCGGGGGGCUGCUGGCGGGCUGGAGGUGGCUUCAGUAGGAGCCCUAAUAAGGACCUUCCUUGCUCUGCUUAUAGCAAGCCUCACCAUCCUUCAUGUAACCACACAGUGGGGAGCUAACCUGAGCCAGUAUCUCCCCCAAGCGUGAGUGAGUCUCAUUUGCAGGGUCCUGAGCCCCUCCACCAAGGCCACUGGGCACUGGGUACUGGCCCAGCAAGCGGGCUUUACUUUUAAAAAAAAUUCUUUUGUUCUGAUCCUGGGACUUGAACAGAAAGCCUGGGCACUGUCCUUGAGCUUUUGUGCCCAAGGCUAGCGCUCUACCAACUGAGUCACAGCUCCACUUCUGGC